Molecule: messenger RNA, 5191 nt
Organism: Limulus polyphemus (Atlantic horseshoe crab)
Lineage: Eukaryota; Metazoa; Arthropoda; Merostomata; Xiphosura; Limulidae
Gene: gammaCOP
Product: coatomer subunit gamma-2-like
Biological process (GO): organelle transport along microtubule; intra-Golgi vesicle-mediated transport; protein secretion
Cellular component (GO): COPI vesicle coat; endoplasmic reticulum; endoplasmic reticulum-Golgi intermediate compartment
Molecular function (GO): structural molecule activity
Source: RefSeq, a predicted model, not a curated record
GUGAAAUGUAGUUUAGCUUAUUAUAGGCUUAGCAAAGCGAAAGCAGAUGACUUGGGCAUUACAUUCCUGAUUUGAAUAUAAAACUGAAAAGCAAAAUAGAUUUUUUCUUCGUAUACGUGUUUUAACAGUCCUUUUUAACUAUAUCCAUAUUCUGCAACUUGGAAAGAACUACGUCAUGUAUGGUUUAAAAAAAGAUAAAAAAGAAGAAGAAAAUGCUGGUGGAAGGAAUCCAUAUUCUAAUCUAGAAAAGACAUCUGUACUUCAAGAGGCUCGAAUUUUUAAUGAAAGUCAUGUGAAUCCGAGGAAAUGUGGACACAUCUUGACCAAAGUUUUAUAUCUGCUGAACCAGGGAGAGCAGCUUGGAACCACUGAAGCUACAGAAACUUUCUUUGCCAUGACUAAAUUGUUCCAGUCAAAAGAUCCAGUCUUGCGGAGGCUUGUAUACCUUGGCAUUAAAGAGCUGACCAAAGUUGCUGAGGAUGUCAUCAUUGUCACAAGCAGCUUGACCAAGGAUAUGACAGGAAAGGAGAACCAGUAUAGGGCUGCUGCAAUCCGUGCCCUUUGUAAAAUCACAGAUAGUGGAAUGUUACAAGCUAUAGAAAGAUACAUGAAACAAGCUAUUGUAGACAAAAAUCAUUCUGUAUCAAGUGCUGCACUAGUUUCCACUCUGCAUCUGAUGAAAGUGAACUAUGAUGUGGUGAAGAGAUGGGUUAACGAAGUUCAGGAAGCUGUGAAUACAGAUGAUGUUAUGGUACAGUAUCAUGCACUUGGUCUCUUAUACCACCUUCGUAAGUGUGACCGUCUUGCUGUAUCAAAGUUGGUGGCGAAAUAUGCUCGUUCUGCCCUCAAAUCUCCAUAUGCUGUUUGCAUGUUGAUUCGAAUUGCCAGCAAACUGAUUAGAGAUGACGAUGCAGGGUCCAACAGUCCUUUGUUUGAGUUCAUAGAAAGCUGUCUAAGGCACAAGAAUGAAAUGGUUAUAUAUGAAGCAGCUCAUACUAUUGUUAACCUGAAGUCAACAACACCACGUGAACUGGCACCUUCCAUCUCAGUCUUGCAGCUUUUCUGUAGUUCUCCGAAGCCAACACUUCGAUUUGCUGCUGUCAGAACACUGAACAAGGUGGCCAUGUGUCAUCCUGCAGCAGUUAUAGCUUGCAACAUGGAUCUUGAAAACCUUAUCACUGAUGUUAACCGAAGUAUCGCAACACUUGCAAUCACAACUCUGUUAAAGACUGGUAGUGAGAGUAGUGUUGAAAGACUAAUGAAACAGAUCUCUAGCUUCAUGUCAGAAAUAUCUGAUGAGUUUAAAACAGUGGUCGUUCAGGCUAUUAGAUCCCUCUGUCAGAAGUUCCCACGUAAACACAACAUCAUGAUGAACUUUUUAUCAUCAAUGCUAAGAGAUGAGGGAGGUUUUGAGUACAAGAAAACUAUUGUUGAUACCAUCAUGUACAUACUUGAAGAUAAUCAAGAAGCCAAAGAAGCUGGUCUGGCACAUCUCUGUGAGUUUAUUGAAGACUGUGAACACACCAGUUUAGCUAUACGCAUCCUUCACUUGCUUGGUAGAGAGGGUACAAGAACAACACUGCCAUCCAAGUACAUCCGUUUCAUCUACAACAGAUUAAUCUUAGAAAAUGGCUCAGUUAGAGCAGCGGCUGUGAGCUCUCUUGCCAAGUUUGGAGCUUAUUGUGAAGAACUUUUACCCAAUGUUUUGGUGCUGCUGCAGCGAUCGCUACUUGAUACAGAUGAUGAAGUUCGAGACACAACUUACUACUUGAAAGUUCUCAUGCAAAAGCAAAGAGCUUUUAGCUCACAAUAUAUUUUGAAUAGUUUACAAGUGUCUAUAGUGGGUCUAGAAAAAGCUCUUCAUCACUACACAUUGGAGCCAUCAGAGGCACCAUUUGAUAUCAAGACAGUACCUCUAUCUACUCAAUUUAUCAGUGAAGAAAAGAAACUAGAUAUUAUGCAAGUUGGGAAGACAAAAGAAAAAAUUGCUGCAUCACGACAAGAUAUCUUUGCAGAGCAACUGGCUUCAGUAGCAGAAUUGGCUGUAAUUGGUCUUGGUCCUCUCUUUAAAUCCUCGCAGCCUGUGGAACUGACAGAAUCAGAAACAGAAUAUGUAGUACAUUGUAUCAAACACAUAUUCCCUAAUCACAUAGUUCUUCAGUUUAACUGUACCAAUACACUGAAUGACCAAAUCCUUGAGAAUGUCCAAGUUGAAGUGGAGCCUUCAGAAGGGUUUGAGCUGGUAUGUAACAUUCCUUGCUCCAAACUUCCAUACAAUGUAACAGGUACAACCUAUACCUGCCUCAGGUUACCAGAUGAUGCCAUAAUGGUUGUUGGUACUUUUAGCAAUACCAUGAAGUAUCUAGUGAAGGACUGUGAUCCUAAUGCUGGAGAGACAGAUGAAGAAGGCUAUGAAGAUGAAUAUGUGCUUGAAGACCUAGAAGUCACUGUGGCGGACCAUGUACAGAAAGCAGUUAAGCCUAACUUUGCAGCUGCGUGGGAAGAACUAGGUCCUGAUAAUGAACUAGAAGACACCUUUGCUUUGACAUCUAUGAAAACUAUGGAAGAGACUGUAAAGAAUAUUAUCCAGUUAAUGGGAAUGCAGCCGUGUGAGCGGUCAGACAAGGCUCCAGAAGGACAGAAUGUUCAUGCACUGUUCUUAGCAGGUGUUUAUCGUGGUGGUCAUGACGUCCUAGUUCGAGCUAAGCUAGCUCUUGGAAAUAGUUCUGAAGGUGUUACGAUGAAUCUUGCUGUACGUAGCACGGACCCAAAUGUUAGUGAGGUGAUAGCUUCAGCUGUUGGUUAGUGUGUGAUGUAGUUCUGUAAAACUAUAAUGUGGUCUGUUUCUAAUCACGAAGGAAAGGAAUCAUGUAAAGCACCUGUAAUGGGUUACAGUGAUCUUUAUCUUGUAGCAAACUACAGUGGGUGUUAUUUGAAUAAUGUGAUUUUGAUGGUAUAAUUUUAAUAACUCAGCUAAGCAAACACCAAUACAUGCUAAUCUGUUGAAGUUUGUCUCAGUCCCAUGAAGUUAAUUAUUGGUAAUUCUUAGUACUACUUGUUUUUAUGAGGAUUCAGUAGCAAACAGAACAUGGAAAAAUAUUUCUGUUUAAGAAAAGCUGAUCUUGUAAGGAAACUGAAACUAAAUAGUCCCUUUUUGAUAUACAAUCAAUCUGAAUGGAGCAAGAAAGAUAAUAUUUACAUAUAGGAUGGUUUCAGUAUACAGUUUCAGGUUUUCUUCUUUAAAAGUCAGGAAAAAUUAUGAACAAGAAACAUAUUUUACUUACUUAAUCCUAAUAUAUAUUUCUUAAAUAAUUUUGCAAAAAUAAAGAGAAAUAUUUUUGCUGAAAAGUUGAGGGCUGUUCAUAAUCUUCUUGUGUGUUAAAUUAAAAUUUUCUUCAAGUUCUUGAAUACCAAUAAAGAAACUAGCUAAUAAUUUUAAUUGUUUUUUUUUUUUGAGUAAUUUAAAAAGGAUUUGUGUGUUUUGUACAAGAUAUCUAUGUUUUUCCUUAUUAGGUACGAUUACCAGCUUAAAUAAGACACUUGGUGUUUGUUGGUAAAAGAUUGAAGAUUUGUUUAGGAUUCAAUUUCACAAACAAUUUACAGGAAGUUUCAUCAUGAUUAACUGUGAACUACAACUAUACCUGUAAAAUUAAAGAAGGAAAGUAGCUAUUUUGGGUGUGAACUACAACUAUAUCUAUAAAAUUAAAGAAGGAAACUAGUUAUUUUGUGUGUGAACUACAACUAUAUCUAUAAAAUUAAAGAAGGAAACUAGUUAUUUUGGGUGUGAACUACAACUUUAUCUAUAAAAUUAGGGAAGGAAACUAGUUAUUUUGGGUGUGAACUACAACUAUAUCUAUGAAAUUAAAUGAAAGGGGUUAUUUUGGGUGUGAACUACAACUAUACCUAUAAAGUUAAAGGAAAGUAGUUAUUUUGGGUGUGAACUACAACUAUACCUAUAAAGUUAAAGGAAAGUAGUUAUUUUGGGUGUGAACUACAACUAUACCUAUAAAGUUAAAGGAAAGUAGUUAUUUUGGGUGUGAACUAUAUCUAUAAAGUUAAAGCAGGGAAUACUUGUUCUGGGUGUGAAACAUUUUUUUCCAUCCUUGAAGUAAACUUUAACACACAUGAUUAUUUGACACCUAAAUUUUUAAUUUCACACAAUAAGGAUUUAAAGAUUAACUACAGCUUACCAUUACAUGCAGUGUAAUCUGCAGCAUUCUCUGACCAGUUUCCCUUGAAACAGAACAUUAUUUGAUGAUUGGACAUUGUAUGUUUUUAUCAGGUAUAAUACUAAAAAUAGCUAAAUAAUAUAUGAAUAAAGUCAGUACCAGUAAAAUACAGGUGGAAAAUGUUUUUUGUAUUAAUGUUUGAUUUGCUGUAUUAGGUACUAAGAAAAUGUUUAUCUUUUAGAGACUCCAACUGAUCCAACAAAUAAGGUGUUUUUUAAUUGAAGUGUAAAAGAUGCAUAUCUAACAAGCUUUCUACUUUUCCAGAAAAAUUACUUUAAAAUGCCAUCUUUUCAUCAUUGUGCUUUCAAGUCUCUGUUUGAAUAUGAUUUGUUUAGAAUUUAUUGUGUCACCACCAAGUGUAAUUCUUAUACCGACAAUGCUAUAUGUUCAGUUCUUUUACCACAUCAAAAUGUAAGUAUUAAAUAGGUGUAGAAAAAAAUGAGUCUUUCAUAAAAAAAUAUUUGACUUCAGAAAACAUUUAACAUUUUGUUCUUUGAUUAUUCAUUUAUAAUUACACUGGAUUUAUGUUGUUAAAUUCUUAAUAUGAAUAUUUUUCAAUUACAUGUAUUGUUUUAAAAACCAGUGGUGUCCCAUUUUCAGUUUGAUAAAGUAAGAACUAGUCAACUGAAGAGCACUUCAGUUACGGUGUUGAUGGAUGUGUAUUCAGUAUGAAUGCUACCCAUGGUGAUUGUGUUGUAAUAUAAAAGGUUGCCUUCAGUUACUCGUAGGUUUGUUUUUGUAAAGCAGCCUCUUUGGUAUAUGUUGUUCUGAACCAUUCCAAUAUAAUGGUACUUUUUAAAGUAUGAAAUGUUCUAUAAAAUAUAUUAUCUAUUUGUUUGAAAAUUUGUCAUGCAUUGUUAAGCCUGACUGAAUAAAACGAUUUUUUUUCAUGGUGUAUGUUCUGAGUUUUCACUAGUCAGUGAUACUCAGUUUCAUUACAUUUAAUAAAGUUGUGAAAGAUA